Molecule: messenger RNA, 1227 nt
Organism: Eucalyptus grandis
Lineage: Eukaryota; Viridiplantae; Streptophyta; Magnoliopsida; Myrtales; Myrtaceae
Exons: 2
Coding region: 101-919 (272 amino acids)
Source: RefSeq, a predicted model, not a curated record
CCUAAACCGAAGGACAUUUUAGUCAUUGGACUUUUGGUGGCCUAAUUAAACGGAUUCCCUCCCGCAGGUCAUUUCUCACUUGGAGGGAUUGACAUUGACGAUGGAGGAUGUUAUCAUGAUGAUGCCGCAGCAUUACGUCUUCCACAAUCUCAAAGAGCUGGGUUUGGCAUGCUACCAUGAUGAAAAUGUCGCUUUUCCUUCCAACUUCCUUCUCCACAGAUUCCCCAAUCUAGAAUCGCUUAAUGUGAUAUGUAGUUCCUUUGAGGAGAUAUUUCCAGAAGAUUUGUCUGGACAUGGGGGAGCGACUCCCUAUGGAGAACUAACUGACAUGGAAAAACCUCUCCAGGCACUGCGAAAUCUUAGGCAACUAGACUUGUAUAAGCUGCGCAACCUGAAGCAAGUUUGGAAAGAUGGUUCCUUGAUGGCUGAAAUUCUCAAACAGAUUGAAGUUCUGUGGGUUAAGGAGUGCCCGAGUUUAUCGAUCAUACUUCCAUCCCCGACUUCAUUCCAAAGAUUGACGAGUUUGGAAAUACGCGAUUGCGUUGGUUUAGUUCAUUUGGGGACUUGCUCAACAGUGACAAGUCUGGCGCACCUUACUCGGCUAAUACUAAUAAAUUGUGGUGCGAUGGAAGACGUGGUGACAGAUGAUGGAAAUGGAGUGGAGGAGAUCUCUUUCCCCAUGCUGCAAUGGUUGACACUUGAUGGUUUACCAAGCCUUGAGAGCUUCUCCACCACUAAUUGCACCUUCAAAUUCCCAUCGCUGUGGAGUCCCGUCGUCAUGAAGUGCCCCAAGAUGAAUAUAUUCUGCAAGGGUGCCUUGAGGACACCGAACCUAGAUAAAGUACUCCUCUCCUACGUGGGUGAUGAAUGGCGUUGGGAGGGCGACCUUAAUACCACCAUUCGAACCUUAUCGGCUUGAAAUGAUGCACUCCGAAUUUAGCAAGACAGGUGUCAUGCUCGCUGCGAUCGAAGUGGCUACUUUCAUUUGCUAGAAAGUGUCUCCCGUUGUAGGAUGUUGAAGCAAGCUUUUUGCAACGUGUGCACUAAUAAUGUUCUAGUGCACAGUGUUGAUGCCUCUUGACAUGGUGUCUUAGUGCUGACAUUGGUAUUCACAAUAGGUGCUUCAUUGAAUUUAUCAUUCUUUUGCUAGCUUGGGAUGUCUUCUCUAUGUCAUUUCCUUGAUGAUGGUACCGGUGUAGCAGAAUGGUUGAGCAAAUAAUCAAUUGA